GCCUGAGUGCUUUGCAUCCCUGAACGGGUGCUCACCUUGACACCGGACCCUCCCUCUGAGUUGCCAACGCCUAGCGCCCUCGCCGCCGCCACCGAGACGGCGAGCUCCGCGCCGGAUCGACCAUCGACAGCAACGCACGAGAACCUCACUGAUGGCGGCAGAUGCUGCAGCGCUAGAGGCGCCGCCACUCGAGAGGCCCUCGCUGGGGGAGGCCACCCUCGACGACGAGACCCGGGCCCUCGUCGUCCCCGAUGCCGCUGACCUCCCGGCGUCUCCCCCCUCUGCCGUCGAGGCUAACUUCGCGCGCUACUUCAUCGCUGAUUUUAUGAAUCCAGGGCAUGAUCAGUAUGUGUACCGCCAUCCAAACGGAUUGUGUGUGGUUGGUUUAGCUCCAGCCCACGUUGCGUUUAAAGAGGAAGGAGGUAUAACCGCUGUUGACUUCAAUGUUGGCAAGUCAGAUCGCAGUGAGAUGAAAGUCACGGGCAAACGCAAGAGGAAUGCACAACAUUUGCAAGAAAACUCAGCGCUGUGCAAAGUUUGUGUAAAUGAUAAAUCUUUUGUCGUGAGGUGCUGUGUUAAAGGCUCCCUUUUGGAGAUCAAUGAUAGAUUGAUCAAACAACCAGAUCUUCUUAAUACCGCCGCUGACAGAGAAGGAUAUAUAGCAAUCUUCCAGCCGAAACCAGCUGAUUGGCUCAAGAUUAAGGAUAAAUUUCUUAGUUACAAGGACUACAGGAACUUGAGAGGAGCAUGCUGACCCCAGACACCUGAAAGGAGUUUUGAAGAUAAACCAGUGCUUAGGUGUGAUUCAACCAUACGGCGUGAUGAUAUCUUUAUAAGUUUCAGUUAGCUACUGAUACUGUUACUCAAUGCUUCUCAGCCCACAAAACAUGGAAACUUGGACCAUGUUGACCUCUCAAGGAAUCUGAACUGGACUGGUGUUACUCAACUUAUCAGUCGACUCAUAUGUCAGCUCAUUUGGUGAAGAGCCACUGACAAUGGUUGCUUUGUUUCUUAUGUUGGAAAAUUGAUGUACAAUGAAUCGGUCAUUUGUGCCUCCACAUUACUUCCCAAUGUAUCAACAGAUGCUUUUGCUCCAA
Panicum hallii is the source of this 1097-nucleotide messenger RNA. RefSeq names its product FAM206 family protein. NCBI's taxonomy places the organism in Eukaryota, Viridiplantae, Streptophyta, Magnoliopsida, Poales, Poaceae. The transcript has 7 exons. Bases 152 to 754 code for a protein of 200 amino acids. Gene Ontology annotation, cellular component: nucleus. The record is from RefSeq and is a predicted model, not a curated record.